AUGACCCCAUAUUUCCUCUUCCUAUUUCUUAUCAAAGCCAAGCACACGGCUCUGACAAUAUGUGACAAGGAAUGGCACUACUAUGUAAUCAACGUGGAGUUCCCGGCCGUGACGCUGUUUGUGGACGGAGUGACCUUUGAACCCUACCUGGUGACAGACGACUGGCCCAUCCACGCUUCAAACAUCGACACACAGCUGACAGUGGGCGCCUGCUGGCAAGGGGGAGAGGUAGCGACCCCUCGCUUCACCCAGUAUUUCCAUGGCAGCCUGUCAGGUCUGACAAUCCGGCCGGGCCGCAUUGAGACGCAGAAGGUUAUCUCCUGUCUACAGGCCUGCAAAGAGGGCCUGGAUAUCAACUCCCUGGAAAGUCUGGCUAAGGACAUCAAGUUUCACUUUAAUCCCGCUCAGUCGGUGCUGGUGGUGGAAGGAGAGGAUUUGGACAGUAUCAACACAGCCAUGACCAAAGUGUCCUACAUCAACUCAAGGCAGUUCCCCACACCAGGCAUCCGAAAACUGCACAUCACAACCACAGUGCAGUGUUUUGGUGAAGACUCUUGCCUUUCCAUCCCUGACGUGAAGGCCGUCGUCAUGGUGAUGGCUCCCAGUAAACCACGGAUCACCAUCUCCGGCUCAAACCGCCUCGUCCGACCGGCCAGUGACCUGCAGGCGCCGCUCGGGGUGGCCCCCUUCAAAGAGAUCCACCUCACCAGCACCGUGAUCAGAGGGGACAGCCUAGGCGGGAUACACAGACCAGGUGUGACCGAGCUCAUGCACAACCUGGACUACUGUGACGUGCUGUUAAUUGGUGACGAAUUAAACCCCGAAAGAGAAAGCCUGGAGAUACAUCACAGUGCCUUGUUAGGAAAACACCUGGACGCCACCAACUCCACCUCCGGGAUAUCAAUAUAUGGUGUGGACUCCAUGUCGCACUACGAGCAGGCACUAAGACAGAUCCGGUACAGAAACUGGAGACCGGCAACUUUAAGCAAGAGAAAGUUUAGAGUCACCUGCUCCGAGCUCAACGGACGGUACACCAGCAAUGAGUUCAACCUGGAGAUGAGUCUGCUGCACCACUCUGCUGCCCCCGUGGAGCAUGUCAACCACAUGGCAGCAUCAUCCCAGUUCAUGAGACCAAUGCAUCACCCUCUGAUGAUCCACUCUCUCAAUUCUCACAUGACAGGGCCAGCUCCUCCGGCUGCCACAGUGAUUAUUGUGGUUUGUAUCGCCGCCCUGGUGGUGAUUGUGGUCAUUGGCGUGUACAGAAUUCACGCCACUCAUCAGGAGGGCUCCAGAGAGGAUGAGGAUGAGCCCAAAGACUGUGACAUGGACUGGGACAACUCUGGCCUGACCAUCACUGUCAACCCCAUGGAGAACAUCAGUGCUGCUCAGGUAGUAGCUGAAGAGGCGAAGGAGGAGAGUGAGGAAGAGGAGGAGCAGGUGGUGGGCCUGACCUGCACUGACUCAGACAACACUGACGAGGAGGACGAAGAGGAGACGAACCGGGUCACAAAACUGGAGUGGGACAGUUGCUCUGGGACAUACUGAGCAUACACAACCAUACACAAUCUGUUGCUGGAAAGAUGCAGAACAUGUACACCUAUUACUUCUGAUGCAAGGUCUCCCUCUGUUGGACAAACUCAGAACAUCAGCCACAUUUGAAUUCACACGAAAACAGCCAAAAGAGAACGAGCACAGCCACUGCAUUGAAACAAAACACACUCUCUGUUGUUACAUGGUUUGUACAAUGUCCAUAAUAUAAUUUAAGAUCAAAUGUUUCAGAGGAUACGUUUGUGUUUUAUAUCAAAGAUUAAUUUUCACACAUACAUAAUUCAUUCAUUAAAGGUACAGUAUGUAACUUUUCUGGUGGGUGCGCUGCCUGCUUGUCUCUAUGAUGAUUCAACUGC
This is a messenger RNA of Periophthalmus magnuspinnatus, 1904 nucleotides long. RefSeq names its product calsyntenin-2-like. Lineage: Eukaryota; Metazoa; Chordata; Actinopteri; Gobiiformes; Gobiidae. Gene Ontology annotation, molecular function: X11-like protein binding; amyloid-beta binding; kinesin binding. Gene Ontology annotation, cellular component: cell surface; postsynaptic membrane. The coding region runs from base 1 to 1545 and encodes 514 amino acids. Gene Ontology annotation, biological process: positive regulation of synaptic transmission; positive regulation of synapse assembly. The transcript is spliced from 10 exons. The record is from RefSeq and is a predicted model, not a curated record.